Linepithema humile (Argentine ant) is the source of this 5494-nucleotide messenger RNA. RefSeq names its product protein qui-1. Lineage: Eukaryota; Metazoa; Arthropoda; Insecta; Hymenoptera; Formicidae. The record is from RefSeq and is a predicted model, not a curated record. Gene Ontology annotation, molecular function: protein binding.
UAUAUAUAUAUAUAUGAUUGCGAUCAAGAUUAUGAUCCCUAUAUGUUGGGCAUUGAUUGCAUAUUAUUAAAUUAUUGAUCGCCGGAUCGAUCAAAAGUAUAUUGAUACACGAGUACCUUAUGGGCAAUAGCCAAUUGGUUAAAAAAAAUAGAAAUAAAUGCAGAGAAAUAUAAGAGAUUUAAGCAAUUUAGAACAGAUUGCACUUGAUAGACGUGAUUCAAAAAGCCACUGUUGAAAAAUUUGAGAAUCCAAUCGUCCAAGACUUACAAUGGUAACAAAUAGCCAAACCAUCACAUGUCCAGAGAUUCUUUUAUCAAACGACAAGAAGAUCGGAUGAGCUUAAACAACAUCAACGUCCACACAAAGACACGUGAAUAUUUAUGGAUUUAAGAACAUAAAAAAUUUAAUAUGUAAAAGGAGAAUAGUCGAGAAUAGUCUUGAAGAAAUCCAAGAUUUCUAAUAACAAAACGGCCAACGGAGCUGGCAAUCGAGCGAUAUAAUAUUGUUGCGAAUCGAAAAUAGAAGUAUUUCUCAGGCUCUACACGAGAUAGAACCCAUCAGAUGCUGAGCAUAUAAAGGUGUGUGUAAGAGAUGAUUGUUGACUAAUUGAAAUUGCGGAAAUCCUCGAUAAACAUGAAUCUCGAGGUGGAAUUGAUCGCGGGGGUCAUUAAAGGCGGUUUACCUCCUGCACAUCUGCCAGCACCACGGCUGAUCAAGAUAUUCAUCGCUGGCGAGAGAGAUGAUUUUUCGGAGGAACGCAAACAGCUGUUGGAAAUGGUCGGUCCAGAGCUGCAAUCAAUCUACGAUGAUAUGGGCAUUGAGGUGCUGUUGGUGGACAUGCAGUACGGUGCCAGCGUUAACCCGGACGUCAAUCCACGUUUAGCGGAAUUCUUUCUGGAGGAGAUAAACGUGUCUCAACGAUAUUCUCGGGGUUGUUUUCUCCUGUUGUUGACGGGAACAGAUUAUACCGCAGGAUGGGUGCCGACAGAACUGAAGGAGACCACCUUCCAAACGCUUCUCGCACACUGCGCUCUUCUUAAGGAUCAUUACGAGCACAACGGACAUUCUUAUGUUUUGAAAGCAAAUGGUGUGCAAACCGCUCAGCGAGCAUGGCAGGAAGAACAGGAACCGAGCUUACGUCAGGCGCUAAGAACUGCCGUGGAAUGCGCGAUCGCAGAGCAACCGGAAAACCAGGAGCUCAAGUACAUCCUGAAGAGUACGGCGGAACGGCAAUUGGACUACGGCCUAAGUCUAGAUGAGCAGGGCUUGGGAAUAAUGGCCGUGAUUCGCGAAUGGACGGGUGAAGGUGCACCCGGAUGUGCGGUCGCUGCUAGUGAGCUCAAGACCCGUAUCCAGACAGUCCUGCCUCAUGACAAUGUUUUACCUUUGCACGUGGAAUAUCGUAAAGGUGGCAUCGACGCCGAUCAUGACGCUCACGACGAGUAUCUCAAGAAACUUCGGGAAUUGAUACUGGACAGAUUGCAGCAACUAGUGAACGCAUCCGUGGAGGCUGACCCGGAAAUCAAAAGUCGUAAAAAGAUGGUGCAGGAGGUCUAUGCUGAAAGUAUGGCGCAUUUUGCUCUUUUGCGGGAAUUACCAUUGAUCGACGAGAACGAUGAGGUUGUAGAGCGGGUCAAACGGCUUGUACUUGCAGGCAAGGAACGUAAACACGAGCCUAUUCUAAUCUACGGACCAAAAUCCUCCGGCAAGUCUUCUAUUCUCGCGCGCGUCUACCAGGAUGCGCCGGAUUGGCUCGCGGCUCCGACGCUUCGCAUCGUUCGAUUAUGCACUUGGACACCACGAUCCGCCUAUAGCCUAGAACUCUUGCGCAUCCUUUGCCAGCACAUCGGCUUCCUCGCCGGCGAUAACGACGGCAAUCUGCCGCGCGAUGCUUCUUUCGAUCCGCUCUACCUCAACAAUUGGUUUACCCUGAUUAUGCGCCGUAUCGAGGAACAUCCGCUUCCGGACCAAUUGAUCAUCCUCCUCGACGACCUUCACCGAUUCCACCCGCUCGAGUGCGACAUCGUCGCCGCUCUAUCCUGGUUGCCGCUCGCACUUCCUGCAGGCGUUCACCUCGUUGCCACUUCCGCUCUUCCGCCCGAGGGAAUGCGCCUCACACCGGUGCAGAAGGAACGUCUGCGCAGUGCCGACAUCCUCGUCGAUCUCUCCGGACGGGUGUGCGCGACACCGCAUGUCGAUUCGGUUCUGGAGCAGCUGGAGGACCUUAUCGGGUUCGCCGCAGCUAGCCGGAUCGCUUCGAUUCUCGCUUGCACCGAGUACGGUUUAUCGGAAACGGAAAUACUCGAAUUGAUUAUGCCCACCGGAGGAGAAGGCCCAUUGGUUUUGGAAGAAAGCCAAUUUAACUUUGCGACUUGGUGCUUGGUCAGAAGAACGUUCGCGUCUUGGCUUAAAAUACGAGUAAUGAGUGGUCGAUUAAUGUUUUCUUGGCGUGGCCAAUAUCGCGAGGUCGCUCUCAGAAAGUAUCUCUCCAAUCAAGACAUUUCACGCAGUUGCCACGCGGAAUUGGCCGGUCUUUUCUUCUCCGAGGACACCGACGACAGUACUGAGAAAUCAUUGGAGAACCCAGCCGCUUCACCGCCUACCAAGGAAACGCCGUUCCAAAGCGCGCCACGGACUCAGGAUGUCACGUAUACACUUCGACACGUGGAGGAAGCGUGGCUGCAUCUUGUACGUGCCUCCGACGUCGACAAGCUGAAGAAACUCGCUGUCUGCGCGUUCGACUUUCUCCUCGCGGCCGUCCAAAUGGUUUCCGUGAGCUACCUGCGAUGUGUCCUCGAACAUACAAGGCGAUAUCUUCUCGAGCGCGACCUGGAACUCGUGUAUUACGCCGUCAGAAAGUCCAGCGACGUUCUAACGCGGAAUCCGCUCCAACUCGCUGCGCAACUUAUUUGUUGGUUAAGGCCGGUUGCCGAGGAUGGUGGUGACCUCGUCAGUAGAAUGGUGAUGGCAGCUAUGGCUUGGUGCGAUGGUUAUACCGCACCUUUGCUCGUACCCUUGAACGGAUGGUUGCAACCACCUCUUCCACUGCAGAUUCGAGCAAUAGCGUGUCCUCAGGGGGUUAAGUUGAUCGAAGCUGCGCCGUCCGGACAACACGUCGUCGUCGUGCCAUUGCAGGGAGACGCUCAAUUAUGGCACGUCAUGUCCGGUCAGCUUGUUCAUACUUUCAAAGGACAUUCCAGUCCGAUAUCGUGCUUAGCCGUCACUCAUCAGUCGCAGUACUUGCUGACAGGUUCCGAAGACACGUCCAUCAUCGUCUGGGACAUGAAGGAUCUCGUCAUAAAACGCCGAAUUUGCGAGCAUAUCGCACCAGUUCUCACUUUAACUAUGGCACUCAACAAUUCCAUCAUUGUGAGCGGUGGUGAAGAUUCCAGAAUUAUCGCCACCAGCCUGCUCACCGGCGAGGUUCUGAUGAAAGUGGAUCAUCAUCGAGGCCCCGUCACCACUAUUCGCGUUGAUUCGGCUGGUGAAGUUUUGGUUUCGGGAUCGGCCGACGGCACUGUGUGUCUUUGGUCUCUGGAGAGCUUCAGCUUUCUCAACAGCAUCGCUCUUCCUUCUCCGGUGGCCAUGUUAGAUGUGUCUGCGGAUUCGGUUUUCCUUUUAGUCGCUUGUGAAGAUCAAAAGCUCUAUCUGCGAUCUUUGGCGACGGGCACGGAAAUUCAUACGCUCAGGGGACAUCAAGGACCAAUCAAGAGUCUCUGCCUGGCGAAGGACUGUAGAAGAGCCAUCGCCGGCGGCACCGAAGGCAGGGUAUCUGUAUUUGAUAUGCAUAGCGGAAGGUUAAUCAAGAAUUUGCCCGCUAAUCCGUCAGCAAGCGUUACUUCAGUUAAGGUAACCGAGAAAGAUGAUUUUUUGAUAACCGGCGGAGGUGGCCGUGUGACUUACUGGAGCUUCCGCGGCGAGGAACCACCACCGAAGCCGCAGAAAUCCGGGAAGCAAGAUUCUCUGCAACCCCAUACUGCACCAAUUUCCUGCCUGGACAUUUCCAGGGACGGCGCCAUGGCAGUCACCGGCGGUGUCGAUUCUUUAGUUAAUUUGUGGCAGCUUAACACUCAUGAACUGUUGUCUUCCUUGGAGGGGCAUAUCGCCAGUAUCACGUGCAUCGCAUUCUCCGCAUCAGGCCUUUUCGUCGCAUCCGGAUCCGAGGAUAAAACUGUCCGCGUGUGGGGUUUGACUCUGGGGCUCAUCGUGGCUACGUUUCGACACCAGGCACCGAUAACUGCCGUUACCGCUAUGCUGGAUGGUAGAAGAGUAGUUAGUUCGGAUCGAGCUGGUUCUAUCAGGGUCUGGGCAGCGGACAGUGGUACACUGAUCCAGUCUGUUUGCGGACCUGGACGAUGCUUCGCUGUUACAUCCGACAUGAGAUACGCGGUGUGUGGGUCUGGUGAUACCCAGGUGCGCAUAAUCAGUCUGGGCGCCGGUCCUGAGGAGAAGCAUCAAGUAUCGCACUCGCAGGAUAUCACAUGCCUGGUAGUGACGCCCGAUUCUCAGUACCUGAUCACCGGUUCCCGGGAUAUGAGUCUGAAGGUGUGGUUGCUAGCUGGUGGUAAACUCUCCCAAGUAUUGGUCGGUCAUACUGAUCACGUGACCUGCGUGGCGGUUGCGGUGGUCGACAAAUCUAUAGUGGUAUCUGGCUCCCGAGACGCCAAUCUGAUCGUCUGGGACAUCAAUACCGGCGCCGACUUGCACACUCUCGUGGGCCAUCUAGGUUACGUGACUUGCGUGCGCCUCUCCGGCGACGGCACUCUGGCCGCUUCCGGAAGCGAGGACAAGAGUCUCAUCGUCUGGGACACUAAGAAGGGCACACCGCUCAAUUCCAUCAUGUUGCACGUACCGGUCCUGGGAGUUGAAAUAUCCACCGAUUGCUCUAGAAUGGCGGUGCAUUUGCUGGAACACAAAUGCAUGCCUAUUCUAUGUCUGCACAACACACCCGCACAAUACGUCAAACUGCCGCCGUACGUGGCGCCGCGGGACCUAAGACCUCCGGGACCGAAACGACCCGCCAAGAGAUUGCUGAAGAAAGAAGUGUCCUUAGAUACUUAUACUUGGCAGCGAAAAUAUGGACAUCUAACAUCAGGUAUCACGGUCUCGAGUAUCGAGGAACGAUUAAAGCGUCGUUUUAGCGUAAGCGCAUCAAUGGAAGAGAUCAGCAAGGCUGGUUUAGCCGGCUCACAACCUGGUCUCGGACCUGAACAGGCUGCUUUAGCACAAUCUCAACAUUUCGAUCAACUAGAGGCACUGUGGAACAAGCAAUCGCCACCGCCGAGACCACGUGGCCUAGCUCGGACAUUGACGAAGCAAAGUUCGCUUCAGGCCACUCGAAUAUCAGACUCUGAAGAAGAAGAUGUACCGGAUUAAAUGGCAGAAUACUAUUCAUCAACAACUUUCGAAUGAUUGUUGAGUAUAUGUAAGCUACAAAAUGUCCUUCCGUGUUAUUCGAUGCAAUAAAAAUAUACCGAAAGUAAUAGACUAGUAA